AUGUACCUUGUUAGAGGGAUUUCAGCGGUAUUGAGAUCUCGGACAGCUUAUGCUGUUGUGUCUGAACUCAGGUUUUAUAGUGUAGCACCGGCUGUAAAAGGCAACUUCAAUAUCGGUACUAUUGGACAUGUUGAUCAUGGGAAAACAACGUUAACAGCUGCCAUUACUAAAGUUUUGUCUAAAAAAGGUACGUUGUAUUAUUUUUUUUCAUUUGAUUGUUUAGGCAAAACCAAGUUUGUCAAGUUCGAUGACAUUGACAAGGCGGCGGAGGAAAAGAAACGUGGUAUCACUAUUAACAUAGCCCACAUCGGAUACGAGACCAACAGUAGACGAUAUGCACACACGGACUGUCCUGGACAUAGAGACUUUAUCAAGAAUAUGAUUUGUGGAACAGCUCAGAUGGAUGCUGCUGUUCUUGUCAUCGCAGCUACUGACGGAGUAAUGGCACAGACCAGAGAACAUAUUCUGCUAGCCAAACAGAUAGGGUUGAAGCAUAUAGUUGUGUUCAUUAACAAAAGCGAUCUUGUCGAGCCUGAUGAUCUUAUGUUAGUUGAGUUGGAGGCUCGAGAGUUGCUGACCGAACACGGAUUCGAUGGUGAGUAACUUUUAAAAUAAAUUUUGGUAACAUUUUUUGGAAUUAUAGAAAUUUGAUGAAAGCUUUUUUAAAAACUUGUUAAAAGGUUUUAUCUUAAACGUUAAUGCUAACGUCUGUCUUUUAGGGGACUCAGCACAUGUUGUCACGGGGUCAGCAUUGUUGGCGCUGGAAGGUAUUGACACAAAAUCAGUAGAAGAGCUUCUCAACGUCUUAGACACACUUCCUGAACCAGAAAGAUCAGAAGUAUGUUUUGUUUGUACUUUUCAAAGUUUAAAAUUAAUCACAUAACUUUACUUUUAUUACUUAAAAUAUUUAGAAUGCCGAUCUUCUCCUUCCGAUCGCUUCGGCUGUUCAAAUCACUGGUCGAGGAACGGUCGUUGUUGGUACAAUAGUGCAAGGAACAUUGAAGAAAGGUGAUCAAGUUCAACUCAAAGGCUUUGACAAUGACGUGACGUCAGUUGUGACAGACAUCCAGGUAUUCAAGAAGAGCGUGCCUCAAGUGACUGCUGGAGAACAUUGUGGAGUGUUAUGUAGAGGAGUGAAGGCAUCUCAGACCAGAAGAGGAAUGUGGCUAGGGAAGCCAGGAACUAUUCAAGCUACCAAUGUAGUCAAGUGCAACAUCUAUCUAUUGUCUGCUUCAGAAGGCGGCAAGAAGACGGCCAUCCGACCUGGGUACACAGAAAGAGUUUUCUGUUCUACAUGGGAUGUUAGUGCCAAGAUUCACUUUAAGCACGACAUGCUGAUGCCUGGAGAACACACGGAAGCCGAGCUGUUCUUCGUUAACGAUGUCCCCAUCAAGAAGAACAUGUCAUUCACGAUAAGAGAAGGCCGCACGAAGACUGUAGCCAGAGGCGUUGUGACAGAUUGCUGUGAACCUAUGGUUAUCGACUCAGCUUUUAGAAACUUUAAUAUGGAAGAAGCCUCGAAGAAGAUAAAAGCCGUUUGA
Messenger RNA from Bursaphelenchus okinawaensis, 1541 nucleotides. Lineage: Eukaryota; Metazoa; Nematoda; Chromadorea; Rhabditida; Aphelenchoididae. The record is from the annotation of a GenBank genome assembly.